AUGGACCAAGAGAGUACAGAGCUUCAAGAGAAUGGCUGCUAUGUGGCCCUGACAACAGACCAUCUCGAUGUCCAGACCGUCAUGGACAGGGUGAGGAGCCCGGAAGCUGGGGCAAUUGUUAUUUUUGCAGGAACUACUAGAGACAACUUCGCGGGAAAGCCGGUCAAAGAGCUGCAGUACUCGGCCUACAGCAAGCUGGCCUUGCGGACAAUGAUGGCUAUCGCCAAGGCCACACUGGCUAAGCAUUCUCUCAAGGGCGUUGCCAUAGCGCACCGUCUUGGAGUGGUACCCAUAGGGGAAGAGAGCAUUCUCAUAGCCGUCUCGGCUCCGCAUCGGCAGGCGGCAUGGCGAGCUGGAGAGGAAGCGCUUGAGGAUUGCAAGGCCCGUGUCGAGGUCUGGAAGCGAGAAGAAUUCGAGGGCGAGGGGGGCAUAUGGAGGGCUAACAGAGAUGGCAUCAGCGGCCAGGAGAUCACGGAACUGGAGCAGGCGCCCUAA
Phialemonium atrogriseum is the source of this 495-nucleotide messenger RNA. Its product is annotated as Molybdopterin biosynthesis MoaE. Bases 1 to 495 code for a protein of 164 amino acids. The record is from RefSeq and is a predicted model, not a curated record. The transcript is spliced from 2 exons. Gene Ontology annotation, biological process: Mo-molybdopterin cofactor biosynthetic process. Lineage: Eukaryota; Fungi; Ascomycota; Sordariomycetes; Cephalothecales; Cephalothecaceae. Gene Ontology annotation, cellular component: cytosol. Gene Ontology annotation, molecular function: molybdopterin synthase activity.